This is a messenger RNA of Insectozyma verbasci, 344 nucleotides long. Lineage: Eukaryota; Fungi; Ascomycota; Pichiomycetes; Serinales; Debaryomycetaceae. The record is from the annotation of a GenBank genome assembly.
AUGUCUAGUAAAGGUGGUAAGAUUGUAAUUGGAUCAGUUGCAGUUAUUGCCUCAUGGUUCUUUGGUAUUAAUUUCUGGAAACCAUUAAUAAUGUAAGUAAAUGAAUCAAAAACUUUUUAAAUUAGUACUCACCACUUUAUAGAGAACAGUUGGAAAAAGAUGGGAAUUUAAGAUCAGAUAUGAAAGUACCAGAUUAUUCAGAUCAACCAAAAUCUUGGGACGAUAUCAGGCAAAAAUUCGAAAGUGUGAUUGAUCCACUGAAUUUAACUCGUGAAGAUAAAAAAAGUCUAGAGGAAUUAAAGUUAAACUUAGAAAAGAACAAGCCCUCAUCAACUGACAAAUGA